GGUUAGUUAGUGCCUGCCAUGCCCUUCUCUGCAACGGAAACUUUUGAUUGUUUACCAAAACUUUCUGCUGAACAAAAACAGUGAUUUGAUUUCAUUCUAAUGGUGCUAAAUCUGGGAUGCUUGGAGUUCGUGAAAAACUAUGAACUUUAGAAGUCUUUAAAAGUGUUUACAAACCUCAGUGGAAGUUAUAACAUCUUGCGUUCUGUAAAAAAAACAAAAGCAGGUUCCUUCGGUGCAAUUUGAAAACAGAACGAUUAUUUUUCGUUUUCAUUGUGAAUCGUGUGUCAUUAAUCUAUUCAGCCAGCAGUUAUUUAGAUUUUUACCUUUUUCGGUCUUGUGUUUGUGUUUUACGAAGAAGAAAAUUAAUAAAUUGCAUUGCAUUUAUUCAGCUGUUGUUGACCGAACCUCUUUCUUUUAAGUAAUUUCGGUUGCUGAUCGCAAAAUGCCUUCUGUUUUCUUGGAAAGAUGAUCUCGAGGUCAACAAAUCGAGUGCAAGCCAUAAAAAGUAAAUUCGAAAACUUGAAUUCAGAUACUGAAGAACUAAUCACUCGAACCAAGAGUGUAAAAGUGCCGAUCAAACAGCUGAGCAAACAAGGCGAAGCGCCAGGCAGUUUCUUAUACAAAAAUGUGGUCAAAGAUUACAACGACAAGGAAAACUCAUCUCAAAACUUGGACAUUUCACUUGAAGAGGAGAAAAAAUGCUCUGACUCCGAUACCAGUGACGAUGCACUGAACCCUAACACAAGCUAUUUACACACGAAAUCUGAUGUAAGAAGGAGUUUGUAUGAUGUAAAAAAGUCUUUAUCGAGGCAGACCAGUGAUCCAGGUAAGAAGCUUCACAGGAGUCAUGCGUUCCGCUGUGAUAGAACGCAGAAACUCAGCCCUAGCCCUAAGAGGCAUGACAGCUGCAACGGACGGUCAGAAACCAGUGAUUUCACAUUGAGAGGAGAGAAACGGCUUAGCAAAGACAGACUUAGAAGACUUGGCAAUGUGCUUGAAGGACAAAUGAAGAAGGAAAAUUUCAGUAUCAGCGGGUGUUCGCAGAACACCGGUACACCUGAAAAUGAUGAGUCAAAUGUCUCCAUGCCGUAUUGCUCAAUAUCUGACAAAGAUGUGCCACAACACAUUCUAGAUCAGUAUGCUAAAGUGAUAAAGUCGAAAAAUAAAUCAGACUCUCCCAUUGAAAAUAAACAGGAUGCGUUGAGCGACUCCGGUGUAAGUUCAGAAACAGAAAACUUAGAUGAAGACCGAUAUCGGUUAAGAAAACUAAAGGAAAAUGAUUUCAGUUCAGAUUCUAACUUGCCAGCAAAACUAUUACAGCCACAAUUGAUUAAUAAAGAGAAUGAAGUGAAUGUAUCCAGUGAGACUAUUCGUCUAGAGAAGAAAAACCCACAUCUUGUGUUGACGGACACCCUGAAAAAGGCAUUAAAGCAACCAUUGCCCCCGGGGCCUCCUCCAAAAAAGCCACCUAGAGUGUUCGCCAACUCGCCAAUACCGGAGGGGAAUGAGAAUGUGACUCCGGUAAAAAAAGACCCAAAGAAAAUGCUAGAAAAGCUAGAGCAAGUUCUGCAGCAAAGGGAGAGCCUGCAGUCACUACAGAAGCCAGCCUCUUCUCUACAUGAGGCCAAAAGUCCAACUCCUGAUCAUACAAAACCACCGCAAAACAAAAAUAUCAAUGUAUAUGACAUAGCAGAGACAAACCUUAGGCCUAAACCCAGUGAAAUCCACUACUUAUGCACCAACAUCAUAGACAUAACUCAAAGAACUUUGCUACUGUCUAAUGAUAGUGCAUCAAAGAACACUACAGAUGCGCUAAAAAAUUGUUUCACAUCUUUAAAUUGUGCCAUGAAUGCUAAGCAUAUUUCUACAGCGAGCUUACCAUACACCAAAUUAUCAGAUUCAUCCCUAAAUACCAAUUCUCUUAGCAGUUGCUUUGGUAAUACUGUAGACAAGAAGCCACCGUUAAGUUCGUUUUCAAGUGCAGUGAAUAAAAGUGAAUUUAAUGUUCCAAAAGAGGAGCAUAUUUAUGAUGUUCCAUUUGUGGGCAAUGAUGAGAAAAGUGAGGGUUUCAAAAGUGCAACUAGUGAGAAGCAGUUUCGUCACAGCAGUGUGAACUAUGGUGUGGUGAAAUGUGAAGUGAAUGGGAUGCUCAGUCGGAGUAUGGAUAACCUGAAGCUUGGCAGUUUUACAGAGGACGAAAAGAUAUACGACAUUCCGUGCAACUCGUCCCCAGAACCUGAAACGAUAAGCAAACCAAAAUUCGAAUUCGACAAACUCCGUUCUAACUUUGAAACCGGUUUUCAGAACAGCGAUACCGAAAAAACCGUUACCCAGAACAAUGACUUCCAAACUAUUGAUAAAGGUAUCAAUACAAAGCAAACCGAGACCAACGAAACACUAGUAAAACCGGUACCGUUGAAGCCGAAACCGGUAUUAGUGAAAAUGGCGAGCGAUUCGAAAAUGUGCAAGUCAUCGGAGAAUUUGAGCGAAGAGUUUCGGACGGCGAGGAGGAAUAUUGAGAGGAAAAUCGCUACCGAAUCGAGAAGGUACCAGAAGAAGGAACGAAAUGCAACCGCUUUGAAUAGCGGUAUUGGACUGUGCAUCGCUAAAAGGGACAGGAAAGAUCAGCUUGACGUGGACAGAGAAAAUUUGAACCGCCUCAUGAACGAGAUCUACGAGACGGUGUCAGCCGCGUGCAGGAUGGACGAGCAGCGGCCUAGCAAAUUCCCCACUGAGGCCGACAGCACUAGCGAAGACUCAAUAAAACUCACGCGCAGCCUUACCGAAAAGCGCAAGAACUACGUGCGACGAGUCUCGUCCCGGGCAGCCUGUCUAGACCCCAAAUCUAGAACUAGGUUCCGCCACCAGACCUCCAUAUGUUCCUAUAAAUCAGAAACACUCGAGAACAAUCCGUAUUCUACUUUUCGUUCGUGGAAAAGUUUCCGAACGUCACAGAACAACGUAAACAAAAUGGCGGACGUUGACAGAAGAGACUCCACAGAUUCCAAAUUCAAUUUGACAGAUUCGAGCGGGAAUCUCUUGUCUAUGAAAGGGGAUUUGGACUUGUCUAUGGAUAACCUGAGCUUGGACGAUAAGGCUGGCUGUUUGGAUAUACAGUUGCCGUUUGAGCCGAGAGAAAGAGGGUUGUUUGAUGUCUGUCUGCUGGUCGGUCUCAAUUAUAUGACUGGGCAGGCGUACGUGAAAAGUGUUUUUCCUAGUCAGGUGUCAGUGCCCCCCCACAUCGAGAACCUGAUAUUCCCUGAGACGCUGAACGCGGAGGCAACAGACUACGAGCAGGCGGCGGAGCACAACCAGACUUACUCACUUGUACUCACCGACGAAAAAGGAGAACGAAAUUAUGGGUACUGCCGUCGCGUGCUGCCAGAGGGCGCGGCGUGCUGUCUGCCGCUGUGCUACUGCAUCAUCGGACGGUACCGAGCGCCGGGGUUCUAUUAUAAGGUGCUGAAAGAAAUCGAAUCUCACCACGGGAGCUCCGAAAUCGAAAUGAACGUAGUACUACAACAGCUAUUCGAAACAGACUUCCCUAACCCUGGCGAAGAAAUAACCCUCCAGUACACCCCGAAAAACCUAACCCUAACAGACCUAACCCGCUCUAAAACAUUACCCGACCAGAGACGAAGCGAAAGUGUUAAAACGAACAGUGUAUCAGAGUGUUACGAUGUGGAAAACAAUAAUAGUGUCAAAAAAGUGUUAGUGAGUGUGCAAAGUGUAAGAAUGAAUUUGCUGAAAAGGCCUAUUGAACCGAGGGUCGAUGAGGGUGGUUUGUCGGUGUUGUUGGAUACUUUAGGGGCUGGGUUGUUGAUUAAAGUGUUUGGUAGUUUGCUGUUGGAACGAAAAGUGGUUUUGAUCAGUGAUAGUUUGAGCCAACUCUCCGGCUGCAUGGAAGGUCUCCAACAGAUCCUAUACCCCUUCGUCUGGCAACAGCCGCUCAUCUCCGUGGUGCCAGAGGAACUCAGGAGGGAGGUGCUGGAAGCGCCACUGCCCAUACUGGCCGGCUGUCUGAGAGGCGGGAAUAAUGAAGAUCUGGGCUUUGAAGAGGGCAUGCUAAUCGACAUAACCGGCGACUCUGCCAAGGUGCUCUGCUUCCAAGGCGACGAGGCGACCAUCCUGCCGGCCGGCUGCUACAAGACGCUCAAGACCACGCUGCAGAUGGAGUCCAGCAGGAAUAUGCAGAAGGUGGACAGAGAAGACGUCCGCACUCGCAACGUGUUCAUCUCCGAAGCUUUUCUCCGCUUCUUCAUGUCCGUACUGGCGCAGUUCCACCGACACUUCGUAGAGAGAGAGAUACUAGAAGGGGAGCUGGGCAAAGCGGGCGUGGUUUUUGAGAAAGAAGCAUUCCUGAAGAGCGCUUCAUCGAAACAGCAGCAAUACUUUCUGGAGUGGUUCACGGAGACGGCCAUGUUCAACCACUUCAUACAGAACAUGGCCGUGUGUUAUAAAUACAGGGACGCGCCAUCUAGCGGCCAGCCGCUAGACUACUCCACAAUAGAAGGCAUAGUUGACGCGCCUCUACCAAACUUCUACGAACUGUUCGAGGAGAGACUGACCAGAAACACCAAGAAGAACUCAACCAAAUCUCUGGAAAACAACUCUAAGAGUAAUUACAAAAGUGCUAUGAACAAGAAAGUGAAGUUGUUGAAAAGCAAACUCAGGGACUUAGUUACUUAAGAGGUAGGUCUAGUUUAUUGUUUUGGGUAGUAAAUUAUGAGUAAUACAAUUCGGGGAUUACAGUCGUGAGCCUAUGUAUGUAAUUAACCCUUAAUAAGGCAAAGGGACAAUAGUUCCCACCUUAUUUUUAACUCUAGUACCUUGAGUUACGGGCGAAAUGUUUUUUUUAUUGCCAUGCCUUAUUAAGGCUUAAAGGGUAGGUAAUGAUUCAUUCAUAUGUACAUUGUGUAAUCCUAGACAAAUCCUAUACGACAUCACGUUUAGAUACUUUUUAUAGAUAUAAGCAAAGAAAGCUAGAUAAGUCUUAGAAAGCUAGCCAUACAGUUAGUUUCCCAGAGCCUGUUCAAAGUUAACCUUCGAUUAAAUACAUAGGUAAAUUACGAAAAAUUUCUAUAUUCAGCCAUAUACAAUUUUAAUUAUUAAAAUCUAUAAUUACCAUCGCAAUAGAAGCUAAUUUAGUAAGUAAUUUAAACAGUAACUUUCUUUUCCUUAUUCUGUAUAAAACUCGGUGUUGUUGUCUAAACAUAAAUUCAAUUAGACAAUAACAGCCAUACUAAGUGACAAUUUCUACAUUGUCGGUUACAGCAUAACCAGGGAGUAGUGGUUUAUUUUUGACACAUCUGUCAUGAAUUUUAUAUGGAUAUGACGUUUACUUUAUAAAUCAAUCGGUUAGAUAACCGACUAUGGAGAAAUUGGCACUAAACAAAACUAGACACUUUUAAAAGAGAUGUUCAGUGCUGUCAAAUACCUUAAAUGCAUCUGCUACUGUGUCUAACCUCCGUUAAACUGGGUUUAAAGUUUUUCGGUAGUUUAUGAAGUAUGUAAAUAGUUUAUUAUGUGAUAAUAAAACUAAUCUCAUGUAUUUUUUUAAAGAUUUUAUGUCGAAAUGUAUGUCUCGAUAUACUUAGGAGUUAAGUUUAUUUAAAGACUGCUAUUUUUAUGUUUAAGUUUAACUUUCGUUUAAGUUUUCUGUAGGAUUACCUAAUUAAAAUAUUUUUGAAUGUUAAAAAGUAACGUUUGUCAAUCCGGCCAAUGUCUAACUAACUAAU
Molecule: messenger RNA, 5738 nt
Organism: Plutella xylostella (diamondback moth)
Lineage: Eukaryota; Metazoa; Arthropoda; Insecta; Lepidoptera; Plutellidae
Source: RefSeq, a predicted model, not a curated record